AUGCUUGCCGACCGAGGCCUGGUCAAUUCGGCCCAUCGAAAUCCUCCGCAAUCAACCACUAUUUUGGACGAAGGGGAGAAUGACGACAACAGGCCCAUGUCAUCUGCUGCUGCUGUAUUUCGCUUGGGUCUGACACCUCAAGCAAGAUCAGAUCGGUUAUUAUCGCCGUUACCUUCCCCACCACGGAGCCGUAUUUCUAGCGGCCGUAAGGUCUCUCAGCAACUUGAUUGCCUAUUGAAGAAAGAUAAACGCCGGGUGUUGUCACCACUCGACAGGCCGAAGAAACCCUUGGAUAUCCCAAAGCUUGCAGAUAAUUACAAAAAUCCCUUCUUGGGACCCGGGCCACUAGAGCGACGAAAAUACGAGCCGACUAAGAAAUUGGACAAGAAGACAUCGCAAUGGGUGCGAGCGUCGCAGCUAUCCCUCCUACCAGCAACGCCUGCAGGACCAUCUGCUACACGAAGGCCGCAUCGGGUUCCUGUACUAGGAAAAGUGCCACCAAGCAUCCCUGCACCGGAAGGGUAUUUUCGUAUCUUUACUGAAAUGAAAACAGUUGAGACCACCGACGCAUCGAAAAAUGGACAUCAUCUAGCAUCUCUUCUUCCGCAUCGGUACACAAAGAAAGUGCCUUUAUACGGGACCAGUCCGAGAAUGCUUCUGAUGAUGCAAAAAGCGCCCCCAUCCCGUCUUGCGCGGCUGACCGUCACACCGGGAGUGUUACCUCCCAUCCCUCAAUCGACCAUCAAGCCCUCACAAGUCAGCGAAAAAAGCCUUUCUCGGUUCACACGUCUACCGCCCGCUCCAUCGAUAGUCAAUGAUACAGUGGAGACUCCCACAUCUCUCCCCACCUCACAGCCCGCGUCCCGGCGAAGCUCCACUAUCAAGGUCCGACGAAAGUUACGGAAAAAGGUGCAAGUCGCGGAAUCUCAAUUACAACCUAUAUCGUCGUCACCCCAUGCAGACAUCUCGCCAGUACAAACGGCGCCUGAGCCUGACACAUCAAAUAUAGUGGCUGGUCCACCAUCGCAUGUCCAGGAAGAGGCGACCAAGCCAGCUAUACCAAAGCUCCCUGAUGUCGAAUUGGACGCAAAUUCGGAGCUGACUGGAUGGGAAACAGAACCGCAACCGCCUUCUGUUGUUGCACCUGCCCGACAGCGAUUAUCAGAGCCUGUGGUCCAACCAGCGGUGUCAGCUUCUCAACCAGUCAUGGAGACCGCACCUAGUUCCAAACCCACGCCAAAGUCCUCCGUGGUGGAUCGUCCUUAUAAACCUCGCCGUCCCACUCCACCAAAACAAGUGACUGUAAAUCUGCAACAACUGCUUAACAAAAAUAAACAAGUCGACAGUCCUAUUGAGCCAGGGUCAGACGGAGAAGCGGCCAGGGAGGAGGAGGACGAAUUUGUUGUUUUCCGAGGCGACGACACAACAGCAGAAGACACUGAAACCUCUGCAUCAACGCCGAAAAUACCGUCAAGGACGUCACAAUACCUUGGUAGGCAUCGACAAAACUCCAACGACCCUGUAAGUGUUGCCUCCGGUGGGGAAGAUGAGCGCAAGAAGAGGAGAGCAUCAGUGGCUUUGGCUGCGAGAAAGAGUAUUGUCCGACGAACGUCAAAGAUAGACCUUGAGCAUAUGCGACGACAGCGCAUUGCAGAAGGCGGGCCACACCGUGCUGGUCUGGAAGGCGAAAAAGCGAAAGAGGACUUCCUGAGUGCAAUGGUCAAAGACUUGAACGUUCUCGGCGAUGACAGCAAAGCGCGCUAUUUAGCUCUCUCUGAACCAAUCUUUAAGGACAAGACCUUGGUUGCAGUCGAAGAAAUGGGUGCCGAGUUGGCAAAAAUGGGUUGGGUCACAGAACAGGAGAUUGAAUACAUCAACCGGGUGUUUGAACUUGUAGCGGGUGAUCAUAUUGAUCAAUCUGAAUUCUGUGUUAUUGCUGCGUUGGCGGAGAGAAUGACACUGCUAGAUACGAAUCUCCGCCUCAGCUUCAGCGAUACCGACUUCAAAAAGCUGGAGAGGAAUAUCAAGCAGUACCGCAACCUCUUUUCUGUCAACACCUCUUCUGAGGACGGGCGAAUGACAUAUGAGGAUCUCAAAAUACUCCUUCUUUCUACUGGCCUGCCGGCAGACUCAAUAGAACAUGUCGCAUCAUUACUGAAUGUGGCGUCGGACGAGGCAGCCGCAUCUGGGACUACCAAGCAGACUGCUGUGGGUUUCCUGGAUUUCUUGACCUAUGUUCCCUUUUUCUCGGUCCUACAUGAUAAGAUAGUGGCGGAUCCUUUUGCUGAAGGGGGCGGUAGUGGUGAAGAUGUGAUUAAGAAUUUGUUGGCGGAUUUAAAGGGACGACAAAAAGGCGGUGGAGCUGGGUAGAUUCAUUCACUUUUACAAUAGAUCAAGAAGGGAUAAUGCCAACUCUGA
Messenger RNA from Spizellomyces punctatus DAOM BR117, 2418 nucleotides. RefSeq lists its product as uncharacterized. The record is from RefSeq and is a predicted model, not a curated record. Bases 1 to 2370 code for a protein of 789 amino acids. Lineage: Eukaryota; Fungi; Chytridiomycota; Chytridiomycetes; Spizellomycetales; Spizellomycetaceae. The transcript is spliced from 7 exons.